Molecule: messenger RNA, 2658 nt
Organism: Scatophagus argus
Lineage: Eukaryota; Metazoa; Chordata; Actinopteri; Scatophagidae
Gene: gdpd2
Product: glycerophosphodiester phosphodiesterase domain containing 2
Exons: 16
Coding region: 303-1910 (535 amino acids)
Biological process (GO): lipid metabolic process
Cellular component (GO): membrane
Molecular function (GO): glycerophosphodiester phosphodiesterase activity
Source: RefSeq, a predicted model, not a curated record
CACACACUCCCGCUCUGGGUUACACCCCUCCAUCUCCGACUCAUCCAUGUGGGACCGCAUUCACAUUCUGUGCACGGAGUCAGAGCGAAAGAGGAACGAGAGGAGGCAAACUGCGUGUGUUUUCCCCACGAAGUCCGCCACGGCGUUCAAAGAGGUGAAGGAGGUCAGGCCUCUUCUUGAUAUUCAGAGAAAGCAUAAGCUAGACAGCCCACCCCACACCCCACCCUUCUUCAUGUAUCAGGUGCCCCGAGUGCACUGAACAGGAUCUCUGCUUUCCACACCGCGAAUGAGAAAGAGAAGCGAUGACUCAAAACGAUAGCUGCUGCAGAUUUUUAAGCAGAGUCAUUUACAGCUGCCACUGGGAGCAAUCGAGUGACAACAACAGUAAACGUGCAUGCUGCUGGUUCCUCUUUGUCGCUCUCGUCUCCCUGCUUUCCCUGUGCUGGAUGUACAUUUGGUACAUUGCUUCUAAUGACCAAGAUGAAGUUAACUGGAAUGCCUUCACAAAGCUGAAUCUGUGGGUGAACUGGUUCGUGGUGGUGAUGAUCAUUUCCGCCUUGUUAACCAGCUACUGCGUUCUGCUGCUGCUCUUCGCACUGAUCCAGCUUGCCUUACAGGAACCACUCGAUUUACAUUGGCUACACAAGAUCUUAUUGUUUUUGGAUGUGCUAGUCAUCGUUUCUGGGGUCACAGUAAUUACUAAGUUUGGGCGAAAAGAAUGGUCAACUGUUCUCCUCUCAAUGCAGGCUGCGGGUCCUUUCCUGCAGUUCGGUGCUGUUGGGGCUUUGACUGUGCUGAGCCCUUUCGUCCUCAGAGGCUUCCACAUGGCAGACAAAAAGUGGUCUAAGCUCCUCAUUGCAGUGGUGUUUCUAACAGUGUCAGCAGUCAUCUUCCUGUGCCCCCUAUACAUCCAGUCUCCUUGUCUAAUAGAAAAGCAUAACUUACCGGAAAAACCAAAGCUCAUUGGCCACCGAGGCGCACCAAUGCUGGCCCCAGAGAACACCAUGAUGUCGUUCAACAAGAGCAUCGCGUGCGGCGUGACAGCCUUUGAAACAGACGUGCAGCUCAGCAAAGACAGAAUUCCUUUCCUGAUGCACGACAAAAACUCUGGCUUCUUGCUAAGAACUACAGACGUAAAAGAGAAGUUCCCUAACCAAAACUUCAACAGCAGCACCAGCUUGACCUGGGACGAAUACCAGACUCUGAAUGCAGGUGAAUGGUUCUUAAAGGCAGAUCCUUUCCGUUCAGUGUCCAAGCUCUCAGAGGAGGACGUGGAAACAGCCAGGAAUCAGACUAUACCUUCCUUACAUCAGCUCCUCAUCCUGGCCAAGCAGCACAACAUCUCAGUGCUGUUUGACCUAUAUAAUCCAGAUGAAGAAAAUGACACAGAGGACAUAGUCAACACCAUUUUGAAUUCUGGCAUUAACCCAAGACUGGUCCUCUGGCUCCCGCCAAAAAAGAGGGAAUUUGUAAAGAAGACUGUGCCAGGCUUCAUCCAGGUCUAUAGUAACAGUGAAAACCUCCAAGAAAAUAAGGGAAACUACCUGAAUGCGCCAUACAACUUGAGUAUGGAAAAAAUCAGGGAACUGCGAGGCAUGAAUGUGACAGUGAACCUGUGGGUGGUUAAUGAGCCCUGGCUGUUCUCUCUGCUGUGGUGUGCAGGGGUCAGCUCUGUUACCACCAACUCCUGCCACAUCCUCAAAAAGAUGGACAAGCCUCACUGGGUCAUGGCACUUCAGACAUACAAUAUAGCAUGGAUUUCCGUGAACAUUGUAGCUAUUGUGUUGAUGACUGGACUCUACAUGUUUCACUGGAAAAGACACUGUUUCCGUCACAGAACAGGAAUCCAGAACCAAAGAGACAAUACUUCAGUCUUGCAUGACAGAGAACAGGUUUCCCUCUUACUGUAGUUUGGGGAAUUUGCUCGACUCCAGCUGAGGAUUUCUCUGCCUCAAAACUGAUGUCUGCACUGCCAGAGGGGCUUAGACCUAAAUCAGGAAAAAAGCAAGCAGAGAUUAUACAAUGUGAAUCGAGUAUUAGCACUAUGCCACUUAAUGGCAGUUUUAAUUUUUUGUUUCCGUACAAGUCUAACUGGUUUACUGGGUUUACCUUUCACUGGGUUUUGAACUUUCUUUGGCUGCUACUGAAAAUGUGAAGCUUUUUUGAUUGCAUCACUGCAACAUGCACUGUGGAUUUGUACUUAAUUUCCUCUUGGCACUUUAUGUCUUUACUGUAUUUUUGUUUUGUUUUUUUUUUUUAUUAUUCCUGUGUGUUACAAAACUGUGGUGCCUCCACUUCAGAGAUGUGUGUAUAUACUGUAACCUGAGCCAAAAGCACUCCAACUAUUUUAUACACUCCCCUGUGCAUUUAAUAAUUUACAGCAUGAAUCAAUGAAUUAAUUCAGAAGAGUCAUAACGUGAAAACAAGUAACAUAGAUAUUACAAAGAUUGUAUUACAACAUAUAUUUCCAACAUAUUUUAUGUGCCCUGUCAUCAUUUCCUGGACUGUUUUCUUUGUAAUACAGUGGGUGUCACAUUUUCCACAGUCUGCCGUUGCAUUAGAAGCACAAAUGACUUUUUAUAUCCCUCAGACAACAAAUGCAAAAUCACACAUCAGGAAUAUGUGUAAAUAUGAAAUAAAAUAUGUCUUUAAACAAUC